This is a messenger RNA of Anopheles stephensi (Asian malaria mosquito), 1554 nucleotides long. Its product is annotated as ionotropic receptor 75a-like. The coding region runs from base 192 to 1298 and encodes 368 amino acids. The record is from RefSeq and is a predicted model, not a curated record. Lineage: Eukaryota; Metazoa; Arthropoda; Insecta; Diptera; Culicidae. The transcript is spliced from 6 exons.
GCUACAUCGGCCGGAGGGUGGCUUAAAACGACCCAUAAGAGAGACAAUCUUCAGCAAAUCGAGCUAAGAGCUGUCGUAGCCUAAAUCAGCAUCAGCCAGAAACUAUUGAAGGAUAUCUGAGCGCGGUUCCCGUUAAGCCCCGAGCCAUCACAGCACCGAAGUUUGCUUAUCAGCUUGCGAAGAUACUGCAGAUGAAGCUAAAUUUCAGAAUGCGGCUUGUGUUAGCUUCAUCCUGGCGGUUGGAUGUUAUCGGCACCAAUUCGUCGCAUGGCGUGAUUGGACAGCUUCAAAGCAAGCAGGUCGACUUUUCCUUGACGCCCCUUUCGGUGCAGCCGGAACGCAUGUCAAUCUACGAUCCGACGAUAGAGAUCGCACGGGGAAAAUUCUAUACAAUGUUUCGCCAUCCCAGAUAUGCGUUGGAACGAAACAUUUUUCUUGCACCCUUUGAGUCCAUGAUCUGGAUCGCUAUCGUGAUUGUUUUGUGCUGCAUCACAGCACUUUUCACCGUCGUGUUUGUUGUAGAACGGCGAACUACUAACGCACUCUCGGUGGCUCUACUGCACUCGCUAGGGAUACUCGCACAGCAACCGGUAGUAGUACCCGGUAGGAUGGCACUUGCCGGGGAAAAGGUACUACUGCUUGCCAUGUUCGGUUGCUGCAUGCUUCUGUUUCAGUACUAUUCGUCGUUCAUCAUCGGUUAUCAGCUGAUCGUACAACCGAAAACUAUCCACACGUUGGAGCAAUUGAUUGCCACUGGGAUGCCCGUUUCGAUCGAAAAUUUGUACUACAAUCGUGACUUUUUCAUGCGAACCAAGGAUCCGAUUGCGAUAGAUCUGUAUCGCAGACGUGUUCUGCCCAACGAGAACGCGUACUUAAACGUAUCCACUGGAAUUGCACUGGUCCGCAAGGGUGGACAUGCUUUCCACUGUGACACGGCUUAUGCGUACACGCAUGUUUUAGAAACGUUCACCGAGCGACAAGUUUGUGACCUGCAGUAUGUGACGCUAUACCCUCAUCGCGUUCUCCAUAUCCCGGUGGCGAAGGGCAGCCCAUUGAAGGAGCUGUUUAAGGGUCAGUUACAGAUCAUACGCGAGUCCGGCAUCUUGGCUUACCAGCAGGCCCGCUACUUUGCCGCGCGUCCCCGUUGCAUCAAGGACAGCCAUCGGACGGAACCCGUGCAACUGUUUGACGUUGUGUCUGCCUUCGUACUGUUGGCCGGUGGAAUGGUUUGCAGUUGUUUUCUGCUCUUGGUUGAGUUGGUAUUUCGGUGGGUUCAGUUACGAUUGCGGAAACAAUGAGUACCGCUCGCCUUUCUCUCGAUGACCUGAAACUUGAUUUUGAGCCUCAAACUUGCUUUGCCCUCGUAUCACAGUAUUCUCAAUUUAAAGUUUUCAGAAUAGAUACACUAUUGCAAUCAGUAGUGCUGAGUUAAAAUCUUAACGCCCUAACAACACAUCAGCCUUUUGGCGCUAACUAUUGUAGAGCAUAGUAGCUGGUUUGAAUCAUAAAUAUCUUCAUCAAUUGAAAUACAAUGUGUCUUUGCUAUGCUUCGAA